Messenger RNA from Episyrphus balteatus (marmalade hoverfly), 2493 nucleotides. RefSeq lists its product as uncharacterized. Gene Ontology annotation, biological process: G protein-coupled glutamate receptor signaling pathway; regulation of synaptic transmission, glutamatergic. Bases 304 to 2424 code for a protein of 706 amino acids. The record is from RefSeq and is a predicted model, not a curated record. Gene Ontology annotation, molecular function: group II metabotropic glutamate receptor activity. The transcript has 3 exons. Gene Ontology annotation, cellular component: membrane. NCBI's taxonomy places the organism in Eukaryota, Metazoa, Arthropoda, Insecta, Diptera, Syrphidae.
AACAAGAAAAAUGUUAGACUGCUUAGACUUAGGCUUAUAACCAUCGAAGACCCUCAGACCAAGUCCGUAACCACCUCACUCAACCAGCAUUAUUCUUGUUCACCUGGUGGCACACCGCAUCGUUCCGUCGAACAGAUAAGUCGUGUUUUUUCGAUCCUUCCUUCAAAAUACAAAAAAAAAAAAAGUACCAAAUCCGAUUUAUAACCAUGGCCCACACGAACGGUCUGGGUCUAGUCUAGCUGCUAUAUGUGUCUUCACACAUAGUUACGCUGUUUGCGAUUCCAAUGAACGUUUUAGUUAGGCAUGGCCCGUCAGCCAAGACGGUCGGCUUUAGUGCUGACGAAAAAAUCGAAAUCGCGAAUAACAACAACAAUUUACCCUCAAUCGUCGUCGCGUUUUUUACCCCUAAUUGUAACUUUGGCAUUGACCAUACUUAUUGAAAUAAGUUGGGCUCAAUCUAAUUUAGAUAAUGGUGGUGGUAACGCACCCGUAACGCAACCAAAAUUCGGUGAUCGCUUAUUACCACGAAAUAGACAUAUAGCUAGUACUUUCAAUACAACUACAAAUAGUGUAACUAAAAGUAGUAGUAGUGAGUUGAAUCAUUUUGGCCCGGUUUAUAUUAGAGCGGGCAGUGAAGUGGUAGAAAUUCGAACAAACAGUGAUAACGGUCGAAAUCGUAACAUCUCUUCGUCAUCUCCGUCGACAACGGAAGAGGAAUCAACUGAAGAUCAUUUACAACCUCAACGAAGACGCAACGACAAUGACAAUGACAUCGAAGAAGUCGCCAGCGUCGUAUCCGCCUUGGACACUCUUAGCGACAAUAACGAAGUCGCUCCAUCUCGAGACUAUCUGAACGUCUCGAAGGCGGACAGACUGAUCGAAAUGUCGACAGAGUUCUUUAUCGUCCCAACAUCAACGACGACCGAAAAACCAGCCAUUCCUUCGACAACAUCGAAAUUUCGAUCAGCGGUUGACUCGACGGGUCAACACAAAAACAACCACAUCCAACCCAGACCGGUGCUAAUACUGGCUCCCAAGAAUCCGUCACAUGGUAACACAUCAUCGGUGGUAACUCCACCGACCAUAGUUAGCACACGUCUGCCUAACGGACUGCGCAAGGAACCCUGGGUCGUGCCCGUCCUCGUCCUAGCCUCCCUAACCAUGAUCAUGAUGGCUGCCUUUGAGAUUUUCGUUCUAUUCAAGGCCUGGCGUACCUCACCGUCACGCCGGCAUCUAUUUUUGGGCCAAAUGCUAUUGCUAGGCCUAUUUGCUUGCGCCGGACUUGGUGCAAUAAUCACGGCACAGCCGACCGUUCUAAGUUGUGGCGCGAUACGUUUCGGAGCGGGCGUUGCUUAUGCCUUGGUAUUUGCGGCACUGCUCGUUAAGUGCGUGUUCCUCAUUAGUUUGAACGGCGGUGUUUACCUACCGGCACCGUAUCAGGGAUUGCUACUGUUGUUCGCCGUACUCAUUCAAGUGGCCAUUGGGGCCCAAUGGCUGCUGAACCAGCCGCCAGAUAUUUAUACAAUGACAGUUCCAUUUGGUGCUAGUGCGGGCACUAGUUCCACCAACAACAACAACAACAACAAACUAUCCUCAAUGCUGAUCACUUCAAGUGAUAUCACACGUUUGCAGCAACACGGUAGCACGAUGAUGAUACCCCUUUGCAAGACGCAAUUCUCCGAACUCUUGUUGUCCUUAAUUUACAUUGUCUUCCUGAUCGUGUUCGUGGCGGUUCUCGCGAUCAAAUCGCGCGGCAUUCGUGAUAAUUAUCGAGAGUCUACAUACAUUGGUCUAGCGAUUGGUGGUGCGAUACCAAUUUGGUUAGGUUGGAUGUUGUGCGGUUUGGCUGUCGCCGAUCGGCACAAGGAUGCAUGCAUUGCAUUUGGAUUAGUUGCAACAUCGGCGACAGUUUUUUUGGUAAUGUUUAUGCCAAAGGGUAGGCAAUUGGCAGCGAUGGGCAAGGAGGGGUUGUAUGUGGAGGAUCGUGAGGAGCAGUUUAGUUCGUUGAGUCGGGCUGGGUCGGGUUAUUCGCCGUCGUUUUUUCACUUUAAGCCGAUCAAGUAUGGAGUGAUGGGUCCGGUGCCGAAUUCAACAUCGAAUAUGGGCAAUGGCAAUAGUACGAAACAUACAACGGCAACUAUGAAUGGUGGUGAUCAUGUGGCACUUGUUGCAGCAGCUCCACCAAGCUAUACACGUAUGUACCACUAUUUUCCAGCACAUGUGACGCACCCAUUUUGUUUUUAUCCACAACCCCCACCACCGCCACAAAUAAAUCCACCAUUACCACCGACCCUUAAGGCACUUGGCAGCUCAGUAGCGUCAAUGACACCAGCACAUUUAGCACAAACCUUAAGGUAUCCAGGUAAGGCUUAUUUAUACGACCCGAUGAGAUCAACUUAUAUACCACAUUGGAACCCACAUUAAGCAGUAAUCCUAAUGUUUAUUUCCAACGAAGUGGAGGCGUUCAUCCAGGAAUGAUGUAUUAAUAGAUUA